UUUUGUUAACCCUCCAUGUUCCAUCAUAUAUUGGUUUCUUCUUUCUUCUGGUUUUCAUAUGACAUUUCAUAAUGAGCAAACUAUUAUCGAUCAUUGCCGACAGCCUAUCCUUCAAGCUAGAACAAUAAACCAUGUCUCCUUCCUUUAGUGACCAUUACUCUCACAGUUUCGAAGUAUCUGAGAAACUGUGUACAAUUAUUCAGCGGAUCUUCACUUCUACUGUCCAUGUUAGCAAUAUUUCUCCCCUUGACGGCCAUCUCCAUCCACUUUGCGUUAUCUUACUAUCCAAUGGAGCCCAUGUACUUUUGAAGUGUUCGCCGGCGCCGAUGACACCGUUGCUACGGCGAGAGCAAUUCAUGAUUGACACAGAAGCCCGUGCACUCGCUUUACUCAAACAGAGCGGAAUUCCUGGCAUCCCACAAAUCUUCCAUUACAACUCUCGAGGUAAUUUGCGCGAUUCCGCCUUUUUUAUGCGGCAUUAUGUGAUCGGAGCUACACUACAUGAAAUGGAGCCCUGGCUUACUCCCCAGAAUCGGAAAGAUAUUGACCGGCGAUUGGGAGUCUUAGCCCAAAAGAUUGGGCAACAUGUGUCUGACUCCUUUGGGACUCUGGAACAGGUGGCCAGCGGCGCUGGAAGACAAUCGUGGCGAGAGGCCUUUGUUAUCCUCUUUGAAAGCAUUCUCCGUGACUCGGAGGACGUCUUCGUCAACCUUCCGUAUGCCGAGAUAAGGCACCAGCUUAGUCGGUUAUCACCAGCACUUGAAGAAAUUACUUCACCACAGUUAGUAGUAAUUGACUUUGGCCACCCUACGCAAGUACUAGUGGAUCCAGAAUCCAAACAAUUAUCUGGUGUUGUGGACUUGGGCAAAACACUAUGGGGUGACAUCUACAUGGCUGAAAUGUUCGAAGAGCCAUCGUCUUCCAUGCUGGACGGCUUUGGACGAUCGCGGAUGGUAGGAAGCGAGAUGGAAAGGAUACGGCAGCUUUUAUAUGCUUGCUAUCGGUCUGUUGAAAGAGUCACUGUGCAAUACUAUCGGAACCGAGAUAUGAUUGCGGAAAAUGAUGCGAGGAGGCGGUUGACGACGAUAUUGAACAAGAUGGCCGCUACCUGAGGGAUAAACCCGGUUCUCAGACCUACAACGAGGGACUCAUUUCAGGGGGUUGCACAAUACCGGCGUUUAGGUGUCUUUGAUACAAGCUGUGGAUUUCCAACGGGACUCGGAACUACCUGAGGAGAGGUAACCGGAAUGGGAGCAUAGACCUAAUAAAGCUACUCUGGGCGUGAGUACUAGCCUGGAGUACGACAAUACCGUCUCAAUGAGAAGUACUCCCUUUGGUGCUCAGUCGAUUGUUGCUGCCUAGCAGAUCUGGCAAUCACUAUGUCGUACAAAUUCUUGGCUCGACCUUGGGCGCAGUACAGGUUUGCUCUGCGAUUUACAUGAUAG
Messenger RNA from Aspergillus caelatus, 1445 nucleotides. RefSeq names its product phosphotransferase family protein. Lineage: Eukaryota; Fungi; Ascomycota; Eurotiomycetes; Eurotiales; Aspergillaceae. The record is from RefSeq and is a predicted model, not a curated record. The coding region runs from base 132 to 1112 and encodes 326 amino acids. The transcript has 2 exons.